GUAAACUGUCAAGACACAAUACAUGCGACUAUUGCGCAAUCCCCCAACAACCUAUGAAAGAUAUUCUCCCACAACACAACGUACAAAGAACUCCACAAGAUAAUCAUGUCCCCGAUCCGAUAGUGGCGACUCUAUCGGGAUUUCUUACUAGACUUAGGCCUCACGGCCUCGGCUCUUAACUCGCGCAAUUGCGUCUUGCAAUGAGAACAUCCCUUGGCACCCCUGUCAAGACUGAACUCUGUGAUACAAGUACAGACGUCUUUUUCUUGGUUUCAAAGUGCUUUUGGUAUCAAACAUUUAGCCAACUUCGCCCAAGACACCAUGGGACGGCCCGACGAAGAGAUUCGCCCGAUUGGCAGCGACGAGAAAUCUGCGCGCAAUGAUUCGGAGGAACAGCUUGUGGCUAAGCCGAGGAGUUGGAAAAGCUUUGUUUGGGAUACUUGGGAGUUGCCGAAAGAGGAACGGUGGCUGUUGUUUAAGGUUGAUGGGUUUGUGUUGACCUUUGCUUCGAUCGGUUAUUUUUUGAAGAACCUCGACCAAACCAAUGUCAACAAUGCGUUUCUGAGUGGUAUGAAGGAGGACUUGAAUAUGUAUGGGAAUGAACUUGUAACAUCGACAUCGAUCUGGACUGUUGGAUAUGUAAUUGGUCAAAUCCCUUGCAAUCUGCUACUCACUCGACUCUCGCCACGUUGGGUCAUUCCGUCAUUGGAAGUUGGAUGGGGAAUCGCUACAAUCUGUACUUCACGAGUUCACAAUUACCAAGCACUUUACGCCCUGCGAUUCUUAGUUGGACUCUUCGAAUCUGGAUUUUACCCAGGCAUCCAUUACAUGCUUGGUUCUUGGUACACGCCACGAGAAAUCGGUAAACGCGCAAUGAUAUUUUGGCUAGCCGGAUCCAUCGGAAAUAUGUUCAGUGGUUUUCUGCAAGCAGCAGCAUACAAGAACUUGAAUGGUGUGCAUGGCCAUGAAGGUUGGAGAUGGCUCUUCAUCAUCGACGGCAUUAUUACAAUUCCUCUUGCUGCCAUGGGAUACCUCUUCUUCCCGAAUCUUCCGCAGGGUGGAAAGAAGACCUGGUGGACUACUCAAGCGGAGCAUGAACUGUCUGUUUCUCGAUUGAAGGCUGUGGGGCGUGCUGGAAAACAGCCUUGGACAAUGGCUAAGGUGAAGAAGAUUGCUCUGAGUUGGCACACAUGGACACUUCCAUUCCUCUACGUCUUGUGGAACAAUGCGUAUGCACAGCCGGCUAUGGGCUACUGGCUGAAAUCUUUCAACUCAAAGACGCACCCACCCGUUCCAGGCGUGACAUUUUCCGUUCCAGAAAUCAACAAUUUGCCUCUUGUCUCUACCGGAAUAUUUAUUGUGGCAGCUUUGGCUGUUGCAUGGCUUGAUGAUGGACCUUUUCGAGCUAGGCGAUAUCCCUUCAUUUAUGUGGGAGCUGUUCUCGGAAUCCUAUUUGGUGUUCUGUUACGCCAACUACCCCUGUAUUCGGACAUCACACAACGAAAAUUGGUGUACUGGUUUAGCAUGAUAGGGAAUGGGGCUGGUCCACUCAUCCUCAGUUGGAUUAAUGAGAUUUGUUCCGACGAUACCGAGAAAAGAGCUCUACUUGUAGCAGCAGGCAAUGAUUUUGCUUAUGUGGUGCAAGCAGUAGCCCCAAAUUUCGUUUGGAAAACAACCGAGUUCCCAGCAGCACGCAGGGGCUAUGUGUGGUCUAUAGUUCUCAAUGUUCUGUUGAUUUUCUGGACUGCUCUGAUCCAAAUUCUUCUCUGGAGAGACAAGAAAAAUGCCGCGAAGGUAGAAUCUGAUGGUUCUUUGGCAGAAAGUGAUUCUGUGAAGGCCCAGGGAAGUGUAAGCGACGAGAAGAAAGCUGUCCGAACAGAUAUUAGCACGGCUGUUUGAUUUGAAUUCAGCUAGAGCAACGCGCGCGCUGUUCGGACGCGGAAGAAGCUCCCUAGUUGAAGCGAGACAUACUCGGUCUUGUAAAGGGAAUUUGGAUGGUGGAGAUAGUGAAUACCAGCAAGCUCUAAAGUUGAAGAUAAUACGUAUUCACUGUUUCCGCUGAAGUAGCCUA
This is a messenger RNA of Cadophora gregata, 2071 nucleotides long. RefSeq lists its product as uncharacterized. Gene Ontology annotation, molecular function: transmembrane transporter activity. Gene Ontology annotation, cellular component: membrane. The transcript has 10 exons. NCBI's taxonomy places the organism in Eukaryota, Fungi, Ascomycota, Leotiomycetes, Helotiales, Ploettnerulaceae. The coding region runs from base 322 to 1899 and encodes 525 amino acids. Gene Ontology annotation, biological process: transmembrane transport. The record is from RefSeq and is a predicted model, not a curated record.